AUGGAGCAUGUGGAUGAUUGGUGGUUAACGGCUGUGUACGCAAGUCCCAAUGAUAAUUGCAAGAAGUUGCUUUGGGAUAGCUUGAAAGACAUUGCGAGGAAUUUGAUAGGAGGUUGGAUGGUUACAGGUGACUUUAACGACAUUGAUAAUGUGAAAGAUAAGAAGGGUGGUUUGCCAGCUUCCGUGCAAAGAUGUCAUAAGAUGGGGGAGAGAAUAGGAUCCUGCAAAAUCAGCAACAUUGAAAUGCGGGGUACCAAAUUUACGUGGAGAGGUCCAAUCUUUCAUGGCGGCCAAAGAAUUUACGAAAAAUUAGAUAGAGCCUUGAGUAAUGACGAGUGGAAGAUACAGUUUCCUGAUGCUUAUGUCCAAGUCUUAGUGCAUGUUGAGUUCUUCGAUCAUCACCCUAUCCUCAUCAAUAUGCGGGAAGAAAAUCGUGUGUUUCAGAAACACCCGUUCAGAUUUGAAAAUUGGAAAUUUGAGUUCUUUGAUCAAAUAAAAAGAAUGAAGAGGGUGGUUUUAAGAAGAUUAGAGGGAGUCCAACUUAAGCUGCAGAUGAGAGACAAUUAUGGUGGUAUGAGGAAACUUGAGAAGCAAGUACAAAAGGAGCUUAGUGAAAUUCUGAAUAAGGAGGAAAUGAUGUGGUUUCAGCGAUCGAGAACUAUGUGGAUAUUGGAAGAGAUAGAACUUCAUAGGAAUAUCGUGAUUGUCAUUAUGCAUGGUGUGACUAGUGUAGAGACUAAUAUUAAUUGGAAUGGCAAUAAGAACGAGUUUUUCAGAUCGCAACGAGGAAUUCGACAGGGUGAUCCAAUUUACCCUUAUCUUUUUGUUCUUUGUAUGGAUAAGCUUUCUCAUUUGAUAGAGCAUGCGAUUCUCGAGAAGUAA
Messenger RNA from Vicia villosa (hairy vetch), 882 nucleotides. RefSeq lists its product as uncharacterized. The coding region runs from base 1 to 882 and encodes 293 amino acids. Lineage: Eukaryota; Viridiplantae; Streptophyta; Magnoliopsida; Fabales; Fabaceae. The transcript is spliced from 3 exons. The record is from RefSeq and is a predicted model, not a curated record.